This is a messenger RNA of Lycium ferocissimum, 1327 nucleotides long. RefSeq lists its product as uncharacterized. The transcript has 3 exons. The record is from RefSeq and is a predicted model, not a curated record. NCBI's taxonomy places the organism in Eukaryota, Viridiplantae, Streptophyta, Magnoliopsida, Solanales, Solanaceae. Bases 1 to 897 code for a protein of 298 amino acids.
AUGAAUUCUCUAGUUGUAAUAACUUGUGUAACUAGUAACCUUGGAACUCUGGAAUUAAAGCCUCAUGUCCUUGUGUGUGCUGAUUUUUAUAGUUUAGAAAUCUACAAAAAAACUCAAGGGUUUUGGCGACUCAGAUGGGAUGCCGACAACUUGACGCCUCCAAUUCUAGGAGGAGACAACCUCUGCUCAGCCUACUCCGGUAGAGGUAAAGGAUUACCGGCAGAAUCGACUUGCUUAGAAAGAUCCUUCUUAUGGACUGGUGCUGGGGUUAUAUCAAAGAAAGCCCUUGUCUCUAGGGAGAAAGUAUUUUACUCAAAGGCAGCUGGAGGGAAAAAUAUCUUGCAUAUUUGUUGUUGGAACAGAGCAGCAAUUUUGAAACAACUGUGGGCUUUGGCAAAAGAAAAAGAAUGCUUAUGGAUCAAGUGGGUACACAAUUACUACAGUAAGCAAGAAUCACUUGAAAACUGCCAACCACCCAAGAAUGCUACUUGGGUGGUGAGGAAGAUUAUAGAGGCAAGGCAGUAUGUUUUAAGCUUGGGUUCAUUACAAGGGAAUCUCCUCAGCAGAUUGGAAUUGGUAGUGGUGAGCCAGAAAUACUCCAUCAAGAAGAUGUAUGUAGUCUUGAGGCCACUUCAACCACAAGCACCAUGGAAACAUCUGCUGCUUCAACCACAAAUUCAUCUAAGACACAAGUUUAUUUUAUGGCUUGCAUUGCAAAGAAUAUUGGCUACUAUUGGCAGAUUAUUAAAGUUUGGUGUGCAAGUGCCUCCUUCAUGUAUAUUUUACAAGGGCCCGGAUGAGACCAUGGAUCAUCUAUUCUUCAACUGCCUCAUCACAAAAAAUCUGUGGCAAAGGGUAUUACUAUGGAUUGGAGAACAAAGGCAAAUUGGAAACUAGCAAGAAGAGGUAAGUUGGAUGAACAAUAGGGCAAAGUAGAGAUCAGGAAAAGGGGGAAUUAUCAGCUGCUGUUUUGCUAUUGUCAUUAACAUCAUAUGGAGAGAAAGGAAUUUGAUGAUAUUUCAAAGUAGCUACUAUCAACCUGAGAGAAUAUGCAAGGAAAUAGCAAUCUUUAUUCAUAUCAGAGGCAAUACACUAAGCAAGUGGCAUCCACUUUUGGCACAGUUCAUGCAAUCUCCUUGAAAUUAUUUCUGAUGCAGCCUGCAUGGCCUGGACCUAAAAAAAGCUCCUAUAGUACUUGUCUCAAUGGUAGUAUAGUGGUUGUCUUUGCACUGAUACAGGUUGUUUAAGUCUCAUUAGGGUAUAGGUCUAGUUUUGUUAUUUUGUUUAGCUAUAGGACCUGAGUUUUUGUAGUCUCCAUUUGUAUUUA